AUGGCAACAACUAUCCCCUCCCGGAACCGCAUCGAGCCCGGCUCCGUCAACGUACCCGUGGGCAAAUUCCCCGCAACCAGCCAAUCCCUCUCCGUUGACCCAAACGAAAUAGCCUCCGACAUCCUCCACCAAUUCAACGCACUCCUCUCCAAGAAGGACUACCAAGGCCUCGCCAAUCUCUUCCUCGAAGACGGCUAUUGGCGCGACCACCUCUGCGUGUCGUGGGACUUCCGCACCAUCAAUGGCAGAGAAAAGAUUGCCGAUUUCGUCCAGGACUCCAAUGUUACUCAGAUCGAUAUCGAUCGCUCGUCUACUUACCGGGCACCAAAGAUCGGACCGAUUGAUGCGUUUGGUGAUGUGAUUGGAAUUGAGUUCUUCACGAAUGUUUCGACGGAGGUCGGACGGGGUCAGGGUAUUACGCGGUUGGUUGAGAAGGAUGGGCAGUGGAAGAUUUUUAUCGUUUUUACGUCGUUGCAGGAGUUGAAGGGUCAUGAGGAGGGUUUGUAUGAGCGUCGGCCUAAGGGUGUGCAGCAUGGACAGCAUCAGGAGAGUAAGAAUUGGAAGGAUAGGCGGGCUGCGGAUUUGAAUUAUGAGGACAAGGAGCCUGCUGUCGUUAUCAUUGGCGCCGGCCAAGCUGGCCUAACAGCAGCCGCCCGACUCAAAAUGCUCAACGUCGACACCCUUGUCGUCGACAAAGAAGACAGUGUCGGCGACGCCUGGCGCAGACGAUACUACCAGCUCGUCCUCCACGAUCCAGUCUGGUACGACCACAUGCCCUACGUCCCCUUCCCAGCGCACUGGCCCGUCUUCACGCCGAAAGACAAACUCGCCGAAUUCUUCGAAUGCUAUGUGAAAAUGCUCGAACUGAAUGUCUGGACAACCACCACCAUGACCUCGUCUUCUUGGAGCGACGAGACGAAGCAAUGGACCCUCACCCUCCAACGCCAAAAGGCAGACGGUACCGUGGAAACCCGCACCCUGCACCCGCGCCACGUCAUCCAAGCCACCGGCCACUCGGGCAAGAAGAGCCAGCCCACCUUCAAAGGACAAGAAAGUUUCCAAGGCGACCGCCUCUGCCACAGCUCUGAAUUCCCCGGCGCAAACCCAGAGUCCAAGGGUAAGAAGGCCGUGGUUAUCGGAUCCUGCAACUCAGGCCACGACAUCGCACAGGACUUCUAUGAAAAGGGCUACGACAUCACCAUGGUCCAGCGCAGCACCACAUGCGUGAUUUCCUCCGACGCCCUCGGCGAGAUCGCUAUGAAGGGCCUGUACGAGGAAAGCGGGCCCCAAACCGAAGAAGCAGACCUGUAUCUCUGGAGUUUCCCGUCCACCCUCUUCAAAGCGCAACAGGUCAAGAUCACCCAGCUCGAGAAUAAACACGACGCGCCUAUCCUCGAGGGUCUCGAGAAGGCUGGCUUCAAGGUCGACCGCGGCCCUGACGACGCGGGUCUGUUACUCAAGUACUUCCAGCGUGGCGGUGGUUAUUACAUCGACGUUGGGGCGUCGCAGAUGAUCGCGGACGGCAAGAUUAAGAUCAAGCAGGGACAGGAAAUCACCGAGGUCCUGCCCCGGGGAUUGCGCUUCGCCGAUGGCACAGAGCUAGAAGCGGAUGAGAUCGUCUUCGCGACGGGGUACCAGAACAUGCGGACGCAAGCGCGGAUUACCUUCGGCGACGAGGUGGCAGACCGGAUUGGUAAUAUCUGGGGCUUUGACGAGGAGGGUGAAAUGAGGACUGUUUGGCGACGAACGGGACACCCUGGAUUCUGGUUCAUGGGUGGUAAUCUGGCGCUUUGUCGGUAUUAUUCGCGGUUGUUGGCAUUGCAGAUCAAGGGUAUUGAAGAGGGCUUGUCUGCUUAG
Messenger RNA from Aspergillus glaucus CBS 516.65, 1857 nucleotides. RefSeq lists its product as uncharacterized. The record is from RefSeq and is a predicted model, not a curated record. Gene Ontology annotation, molecular function: flavin adenine dinucleotide binding; monooxygenase activity. Lineage: Eukaryota; Fungi; Ascomycota; Eurotiomycetes; Eurotiales; Aspergillaceae. Bases 1 to 1857 code for a protein of 618 amino acids. The transcript is spliced from 2 exons.